Austrofundulus limnaeus is the source of this 1781-nucleotide messenger RNA. RefSeq names its product ELOVL fatty acid elongase 1b (gene elovl1b). Gene Ontology annotation, molecular function: fatty acid elongase activity. Gene Ontology annotation, cellular component: endoplasmic reticulum membrane; endoplasmic reticulum. The coding region runs from base 294 to 1292 and encodes 332 amino acids. Gene Ontology annotation, biological process: fatty acid elongation, monounsaturated fatty acid; sphingolipid biosynthetic process; fatty acid elongation, saturated fatty acid. Lineage: Eukaryota; Metazoa; Chordata; Actinopteri; Cyprinodontiformes; Rivulidae. The transcript has 8 exons. The record is from RefSeq and is a predicted model, not a curated record.
UGCUCUGAGAGCUGGUUAUUCAUCCACUGRGUGAGUCAGGGAGGGUGGGGAUUUGAGGACUGCUGUACCAGUCACACUUUGUCAGUUUACUUCUUCCACCACAUCUCCGGCCGUCUUUCUCUUCCUUUUCUGCUGCUUUCUGUUUUUGCUGCUGCCUGCUUGUGCUUAGCAGUCCACUGAGAGGCCUUUGCCACYCUGUGAAAGGAAGACUCUGCUUCUSCUUUUUGAUGAUUUAAGGGAKAAACACUAUUUUUCAAAAGAUAAUUGGGUCAUAACAGUUCACAACAGCCAGUAUGCUUCAGCAGAUCCAGGAGGUUGGCUCACGAGCCAUGGAUUUCUAUGUCGAUCUUCUGGCAGGAAUUGAUCCACGAAUAAAAGAUUAUCCUCUGAUGUGGAGUCCUGUUCCGAUGACAGUUAUAUUGCUGUGUUAUUUGUUUUUUGUACUGUAUCUUGGACCUCGCAUAAUGGCCAAGCGUACUCCUUUCCAGCUCAAGGAACCCAUGAUAGUUUAUAACUUCAUGCUGGUGGCACUAUCAGUAUUUAUUGUUUUUGAGUUUCUGAUGUCUGGAUGGCUUACAACAUAUACCUGGAGAUGUGACCCAAUUGAUACCUCAAACAGUCCUCAAGCUCUACGAAUGGUCAGGGUGGCGUGGCUCUUCUGGUUUUCAAAGAUCAUAGAGUUGAUGGACACAGUCUUUUUUGUACUGAGGAAAAAACACGGCCAGAUCACAUUCCUGCACAUCUUCCACCACUCAUUCAUGCCUUGGACCUGGUGGUGGGGAGUGGGUUAUGCUCCUGGUGGAAUGGGAUCUUUCCAUGCCAUGGUGAACGCUUCUGUCCACAUCAUCAUGUACUUCUACUACGGUCUUUCUGCUGCUGGCCCACGCUUCCAGAAGUUUUUGUGGUGGAAGAAGUACAUGACAGCUAUUCAGCUGAUCCAGUUUGUCCUGGUCUCUCUUCACGCCACCCAGUGGUACUUUAUGGACCGCUGUGACUACCAGUUCCCGGUAAUCAUCCACCUUGUCUGGAUGUACGGAACCCUGUUCUUCAUCCUCUUCUCCAACUUCUGGAUCCAGGCUUACGUGAAGGGUAAGCGGCUGCCCAAACAGGAGAUCAAGCAUCACCAGAACGGCACAACCGUGUACACAAACGGCAAGGUGCAUGAGAACGGCACAUGCUACGAAAACGGCACGAGUAAUGGCAUCAACUACGCAGCUAUCAACUGUACCAGCAACGGCUCUGCUCUCUAUGAAAAUGGCCGCGCCCACAAUGGAAAGAUGAAGAAGGCUUAGACUCUAGAAGGGAAACAUACCCAAGAAGUUUGACCCUGUCCGCUUGUUAAAAUUACUAUGGAUUCCAAAGAUAAUUUGACUGUUUUACAGCUUUUAGUUUCUUGUUAAGAACAAUGAGGUCUAUGACUUCCACAGCUGGGGUUCCACGUUUGCUUGGUUAGUUUGGUUGGUUUCUUUGUGGGGAACCACCUAUGGAGCAUAAUAUAUGAAGAGAAGAUGUUUUCACGUAAAUGUUAAGUCUUCACUGAUGUUGCAAGCAACCUUGUAGUGCAGUAUCACACUGGUGGCCUUUCAGCCUCUGUGCUGACAUAUCCAAGUCCCUCCCUGUGGACAGAAGACUGUGCAGUUUCUAAUAAACUUGAAGACAAAAAAAUGCUUAUUUUGUAAAUAGUUUUACAGUAAACAGAAAAUAACUACAUUGGCGUGCUUUCUAAAUUUUGUUACUGUCUAUUUAAAAUGUAAUUUCAAAUAAAUUGUGUUUUAAGUUAA